CAUUUCCAAGCGGGUCAGGGCCGAGCCCGCCCCGCCCGUUCAGGGUAGGGAUUUUUGCGCCCCAGGGGCGGAACCUGGCCGCCGCCAUCACUCCCCAGGCCCUCGGCGCGGCGCCGUGGCGCGAACGGACUACGAAUCCCAGGAUGCCUUACGGCGGCGGAGGCAGCAGACGUGGCACCACGCGGAGGUUGUCCGGAGCCGAUAGCCGGGAGGUGGCUGAGCUGAAGUCAUGGCGGCCAGAUCAGCGGGUAGCGGGGGCUGGGAGGUGGUGAAGAGGGGCCGGCGACCUGGAGCAAGCAGCGGUGGGCGAGGCGGCGGCGGUGGCGGUGACCGCCGGACGCUCGGGGAGGCAAAUGGAGUGUUGAAAUACGACCUGAGCUCACCAAUCCAGACUACAAGCACUCUUUAUGAGCGUGGCUUUGAGAAAAUCAUGAAACGGCAGAAUAAAGAGCAAGUUCCACCCCCUGCUGCAGAGUCUAAGAAACCGAUAAACAAGAAGCAACCAAAGAAGGUGACAGCUGUUCCUAGCCAAAACCAGAAGCAAGGCCCAUUCCGAUGCCUAGAGGACGCACUGAAAGCGCUGGAUGUGGCAGCUCUGCAGAAGGAACUGGACAAGAGCCAGAGCGUGUUCACUGGGAACCCCUCCGUGUGGCUGAAGGACCUGGCCAGCUAUCUCAACUACAAGCUCCAGACUCCACGGAUGGAGCCCACUCUGAGCCAGUAUCCACAUGAUUAUCCCUACAGCCUUGUGAGCCGAGAGCUACGUGGGAUCAUCCGGGGGCUCCUAACCAAAGCUGCAGGGUCUGUGGAGCUCUUUUUUGACCACUGUCUAUUCACCAUGCUGCAAGAGCUGGAUAAAACACCAGGGGAGUCGCUACACGGGUACCGCAUCUGUAUUCAAGCCAUUCUGCAAGACAAGCCCAAGAUUGUCACCUCAAACCUGGACAAGUUCCUAGAGCUUCUGCGGUCCCACCAGAGCCGACCAGCAAAGUGCCUGACCAUCAUGUGGGCCCUGGGGCAAGCGGGUUUCACCAACCUCACUGAGGGACUGAAAGUGUGGCUGGGGAUCAUGCUGCCUGUGCUGGGCAUCAAGGCUCUGUCUCCCUUUGCCAUCGCAUACCUGGACCGGCUGCUCCUGAUGCAUCCCAACCUCACCAAAGGCUUUGGCAUGAUUGGCCCCAAGGACUUCUUCCCCCUUCUGGACUUUGCCUAUAUGCCCAACAAUUCCCUGAGCCCCAGCCUGCAGGAGCAGCUGUGCCAGCUCUUCCCCCGAUUGAAGGUGCUGGCAUUUGGGGCCAAGCCGGAAUCUUCCCUGCACACCUACUUCCCAUCAUUCCUGUCCAGAGCCACCCCUAGCUGUCCUGCUGCCAUGAAGAAAGAGCUCCUGGCCAGCCUGACCCAGUGCCUGACUGUAGACCCCCUCAGCACUAGUGUCUGGAGACAGCUGUACCCCAAGCACCUGUCACAGUCCAGCCUGCUGCUGGAGCAUCUACUCAAGUCCUGGGAGCAGAUCCCCAAGAAGGCACGGAAAUCUUUGCAAGAAACCAUCCAGUCCUUGAAGUUUACCAACCAGGAGCUUCUGAAGAAGGGCAGUGGUGGCAGUGAGCAUGUCCUCACCUGUGACACAGCCUGCAAGGGCUUGUUGCAACAGGCACGAGGUCCUCGGCCACCCUGGGCCCGGCUAUUCCUGCUGCUUCUGGUCUUUGCAGUAGGAUUCCUAUGUCAUGACUUGCGGUCAAACAGCUCUUUGCAGGCCUCCCUCACUGGCCGGCUGCUUCGAUCCUCCGGUCUCUUGCCUGUUGGCCAGCAAGUGUGUGCGAGACUCUCCUCCUACAGCCUGCAAAGCUACAACUGGCUGCAGAAGACCUUGCCAGCCUGUGGCUCCCACCUGCUUGCUGUGGUACAGCCCAGUCUACAGCUGGCCUGGACACACAUCUAUGCCAUAUUCAGCUUCCUUUCUGCCCACUGUGCCUCCUACCUUGCCUGCUUCAGUGAUAGCCUGGCUGGCUUCUUUCAGAGGGUCCAGCUCCCUGAGGCCCUGCAGCAGCUCUUCCAUGCCUUGAAGGAACUGCUGCUGCUCUUCUGCCAUAGCGUGCUGCUGCCCACAUGGCACUUGCUGCUUGCAGCCCUGGCCCAAGUCCAGGAGCAUUGCCACGAGGCCUGCAGAGGGGACGUGACCUGGGACUGCAUUAAGACACAGUUGAGCAGAGCUGCCCAAUGGACCUGGCUCUGCCUGCAGGAUGUCACAGUGGCUUUCUUGGACUGGGCACUCACCAUGAUUUCCCAGCAAUAGAUGCUGCCUGCCUGGCCACUGAUUCUGUGGUGGGCUAGCUAUUGGAGACCGCUGGGGAGUAGAGGAGGCAGCCCUCUUCACUUGGUGCCUGACUUCUGCCUCCUUCCUAGGCAAGAGACCAGGUAUCUGCCUCACUUCUCCAUCUUCAGGAGACUGGACAGGAGCACCGCAGCCUCCUGUCCACAGGUCUGUGAGGUCUCUCAGGCCCAGUUGCACAGCAUCCAAGCCUCUUCUGGGCUGGGAGCCUCUCUCCACUUCUCCCCGUGGUCCUCCCACUCAUCACUCAAGCAGCCACAGUCCACCUCCAAAGAAGAGAAGUGGCCGCCUUUCCCUGUCCCUGGUCAUGACUUAAACCACAGCAGAAAAAAGGAAAGCGCUUCAGGAGGGCCAGCACCACAGUGGGCAGCAACAGUGUCACUUCUACCAGCGGCCUAGGUGACUGUCAGUGGACAUGCAGGCCAUGUGGACAGCCUGUUACCUCAAAACACCCAGAACAAGCACGCCUUCCCAGGAGGCCACUUGUCCCCUACUCUGUCAGAGCCCUGGCUUCUCAACUCCAUUCUGCUCGCUGCUGGGGCUCCUCUCUCUCAGCUUGGUCCACAGCACAGCCCACCUGAAGAGCAGCGUCCUCUGUCAGCCUGCUGAAGGGAGUCAGCAUAUGGCUCCUGGGGAGAAUAAAAGACACAGACUGGA
Molecule: messenger RNA, 2986 nt
Organism: Mus caroli (Ryukyu mouse)
Lineage: Eukaryota; Metazoa; Chordata; Mammalia; Rodentia; Muridae
Gene: Tmem214
Product: transmembrane protein 214
Cellular component (GO): Golgi apparatus; endoplasmic reticulum
Source: RefSeq, a predicted model, not a curated record